AUGGGGAGGAGGACGACUAAGGGUGAGGAAGAUGGUGAUGAUGUAAACAAUGGUGAUGUGACGGUAGUCAUGGUAUUGAGGGUGCGCAUGGCGAUGCAGAUAAAGCUGAUGAUAAGCGAUAAUUGUUAUGAGGAUGAUGGAACUAUAUCUACAUGGGAGAUGACUACAGUGCCCCUAUUCGUGCCAGCCAGAAAUGACAUCGACGAAUGCCUCAACAGCCACGUCUGCCCUGAGAAUUCUCACUGUAUCAAUUCCAUAGGGAGCUACAGCUGUCAGUGCAAGACUGGCUUCGUGUCUGGGGACUCUGGCUGUGAAGUUUUCAGUGGCACUUCCAGACUAGUAUGGGCCAGGAAAAGAAGUCUGGAGUUUGACAAGUACAAAACAGGCAGUGGAGACUUUGUGGACCUCAGAAGCUUGGAUCCCCAAGCGAUCAUGGGGAUGGUAGGGACUGAUAUUGAUGAAUGUUCUGUGACACCCACCGUCUGUGGUCCCAACUCAGUCUGUACAAACUUUCAAGGGAGAUAUGAGUGCAGCUGCCUGCCUGGGUUCUCUUCUCACAAUGAAAUUACCUCAAUCUCAGACAAGUCUGACAACUUCACCUGUAGAGACAUUGAUGAGUGCCUCAACGGCAAUGCCUGCCCAGUCAACUCUCACUGUGUCAACUCCGUACGGAGCUACAGCUGUCAGUGCAAGACUGGCUUCAUGUCCCGGAACUCUACCUGUGAAGAUGUGAAUGAAUGUGAAGACUCUACUGUAUGCCCUGCUUACUCCACGUGCACUGACACCUGGAACAGCUACUACUGCACUUGCAAAAAGGGUUUCCUGCCCAGCAAUGGACUGACACAUUUUAGGGCCCCAGGGGUGGAGUGUAAAGAUAUUGAUGAAUGCACUGAAAAGUGCAAAUGGAGAGCAACCUGUACCAAUACUCCUGGAAGCUACUUUUGCACCUGCCUGCCUGGCUAUGUGUCAAGCAGUGGAGAGCCGACGUUCACAGAAGGACAGGCGUAUUGUGGAGACAUUAAUGAAUGUGACCAAGACCCCUCACUGUGUGGUCCCAAUUCUGUCUGUACCAAUACGUGGGGAUCCUUCAACUGUAGCUGCAUGGUGGGCUUUCAUCUCAGCCCAGAAGACUUCUGGAAAGAUGGCAGCCCCAUCUGCGAAAAAAUUCCAUUCAAGUGUAAAGAAGAUAUUAUAUCUGACACAGAAUGGGCCCAAAGAUGCCAAGAAAGAACAGCGAUGGAGUCUGAAAAUGUGCCCUUUUGUGCUCUGAUGAAUGCCACCAUCAGCAUUUUGGACAAUGUUUGUGAGGACAAAAACACCACCAUUUCUCUGGAGGUAAUGUUUGAGAGUGUUGCUAUUGUGUUUGAGAACACAUCCACAUGGCUCACCUUCGCCAAGAAAGAGAAGUCCCUGCUGGCCACGGUCGUGUUGGAGAGCGUGGAGAGCACCAUGCUGGCAGCCCUCCUGAAACCCUCAGAGAAUACCAGUCAGACGGCCCAGACCAAAUCCUUAGACUUUGAAAGCAAAGUUAUUAAAGAAGAAUGCACUGGAGAGAAUGCUGCCUUUAACUUGAAAGCCAAAGGGGAUGAGAUGAAGAUCGGAUGUUCUACAAUUAAAGAGUCUGAGGCCAGAGGUAUUACUGGGGUGGCUUUUGUCUCCUUUGCAAGCAUGGAGUCUGUUUUAGAUGAGAGCUACUUCCAAGACCCCCAGGAUACCUUGGCCAACCCCAAAAGGAAGCUAAAGAUGGGUUCUCGGGUUGUUGGGGGCAUCACAACUGGGAAGAAGAAAGAUGGCUUCUCGGAGCCAAUCAUCUACACUCUGGAGAAUAUCCAGCCAAAGCAGGAAUUUGAUAAACCUAUAUGUGUUUCCUGGAGUUCAGAUGUGGAGGGUGGGAGAUGGACGCCCUCGGGCUGCAUGGUCCUUGAAGCUUCUGUGAUGCGUACCACCUGCAGCUGCAAUCGGAUGGCGAACCUAGCCAUUAUCAUGGCUUCUGGGGAGCUCACGAUGGAGUUUUCUUUACACAUGAUUAGCCACGUGGGCAUGAUUCUUUCGUUGGUGUGUCUCGCCUUGGCCAUUGCCACGUUCCUGCUGUGUCGUGCCAUCCGUAACCACAACACCUACCUCCACCUGCACCUCUGCAUAUGCUUGUUCCUGGCCAAGAUUCUCUUCCUCACCGGUGUGGACAAGACGGACAACCAGAUAAUCUGCGCCACCAUCGCUGGCGUCCUGCACUACCUUUUCCUCGCCUGCUUCUUCUGGAUGCUGGUAGAAGCGGUGAUGAUCUUCCUCAUGGUCAGGAACCUGAAGGUGGUGAAUUACUUCAGCUCCCGCAACAUCAGAAUGCGGAACCUCUGUGCCUUUGGCUAUGGGCUUCCAGCCCUGGUGGUGGUUGUUUCUGCCAGUGUACACCCACAGGGCUAUGGGAUGCAUAAUCGUUGCUGGCUGAACACGGAGACAGGCUUCAUCUGGAGUUUCUUGGGGCCAGUUUGCACAAUCAUCCUGAUCAACACCAUGCUCCUCACCUGGACGCUGUGCAUCCUGAGGCAGAAGCUGGCCAAUGUCAAUGCUGAAGUCUCCAAGCUCAAAGACAACAGACUACUGACCAUUAAGGCCUUUGCUCAGCUCUUCAUCUUGGGCUGCUCCUGGGUCCUGGGCAUUUUCCAGAUUGGACCCAUAGCCCGUAUCAUGGCCUACCUCUUCACCAUCAUCAACAGCCUUCAGGGGACCUUCAUCUUCCUCAUCCACUGCCUGCUCAACCGUCAGGUGCGAGAAGAAUACAGGAGGUGCUUCACCAGGAAGACCAAGUCCAGCUCCCAGUCCCACACCUCAGGGAUCCUACUGUCCUCCAUGCCCUCCACUUCUCAAAUGUCUUCCCCAACCCCGACGUCAGUCCUGCUCUAUGCAGUAAGGCCUUACCUCUUCACCAUCAUCAACAGCCCGCAAGGGACCUUCAUCUUCCUCAUUGACUGUCUGCUCAACCACCAGAUCAAGCAACGUCACCAUAUAUCCAGUCACUGCACAGAUAAAAUAUCACUAUUUGGAGUGUGGGAAGUUGGUAAAGAAAGAAUUCUCUUUAAAAGACUGACAGAGGAGGAUGUGGUGUUUGGGAGUUGGAGAAAUAAAUCCUGGAUCCUGACCCUGGUCCUGGUCUUGGCCUUGGCCCCUGUCCUGACCCUGGCCCUGACCCUGGCCCUGGCCCUGGCCCUGGCCCUGGCCCUGACCCUGGCCGUGGCCCUACUUCUAGCCCUAGCCCUAGCCCUAGCCCUGGCCCUAGCCAUAGUCCUGGCUCGAGCCUUGGCCCUGGUCCUGGUCCUGGCCCUGGUCUUGGCCCUGGCCCUAGCUCUGGCCGUGGUUCUUGUCCUGGCCCUAGUCCCAGUACUGGCCCUGGCCUUGGUUCUGACCCUGGCCCGGUCCUAA
This is a messenger RNA of Elephantulus edwardii (Cape elephant shrew), 3417 nucleotides long. Its product is annotated as EGF-like module-containing mucin-like hormone receptor-like 1-like. NCBI's taxonomy places the organism in Eukaryota, Metazoa, Chordata, Mammalia, Macroscelidea, Macroscelididae. The record is from RefSeq and is a predicted model, not a curated record. Gene Ontology annotation, cellular component: membrane. Gene Ontology annotation, molecular function: calcium ion binding; G protein-coupled receptor activity. Gene Ontology annotation, biological process: cell surface receptor signaling pathway; adenylate cyclase-activating G protein-coupled receptor signaling pathway. The transcript is spliced from 24 exons. The coding region runs from base 1 to 3417 and encodes 1138 amino acids.